This is a messenger RNA of Sorghum bicolor (sorghum), 2943 nucleotides long. RefSeq names its product casein kinase 1-like protein HD16. The coding region runs from base 154 to 2538 and encodes 794 amino acids. NCBI's taxonomy places the organism in Eukaryota, Viridiplantae, Streptophyta, Magnoliopsida, Poales, Poaceae. Gene Ontology annotation, cellular component: cytoplasm; nucleus. The record is from RefSeq and is a predicted model, not a curated record. The transcript is spliced from 16 exons. Gene Ontology annotation, biological process: endocytosis; peptidyl-serine phosphorylation; signal transduction. Gene Ontology annotation, molecular function: ATP binding; protein serine/threonine kinase activity.
UCUCUAGCGUUGCCUGCCAGCCACCGCGCGCCGCCACUCCAAGCAGGUCUCCUCUCCUCAGCUACUUCCUGAAAUCGACGGCGGAAGGAACCUCAAUAGGAGGCGGAGCAGUAAGCUGAGGCGGGACGGGGCCACGGGGCUCCGUGGUUGAGGAUGCCUGUGCUGCGUAGCACAACGCGAAGGGACCGAGAGGCGCAGGGGAGUCCGGCGGCGGCCGCAGCAGCACAGGAACCGGCACCGGCACCGGCACCACCGCCGGCGGAGAAGAAACGAGCUCCGUGGUUGAGGAUGCCUGUGCUGCGUAGCGCAACACGAAGGGCCCGAGAAGCGCAGGGGAGUCCGGCGGCCGCCGCGGCAGCACCGGAACCGGCACUGGCACCACCGCCGGCGGAGAAGUUGACGAGGAUGCCUGUGCUGCGUAGCGCAACGCGAAGGGCCCGAGAGGCGCAGGGGAGUCCGGCGGCGGCAGCACCGGCACCGGCACCACCGCCGGCGGAGAAGUUGAGGAUGCCUGUGCUGCGUAGCGCAACGCGAAGGGUCCAAGAGGCGCAGGGGAGUCCGGCGGCGGCGGCGGCGGCGGCGGCAGCACCGGAACCGGCACCGGCACCAGCACCGGCACCGGCACCACCGCCGGCGGAGAAGAAACGGAGGGUGACGUGGGCGGGACAGAGGGAGCGGGAGGAGAUCAGACUCGUGGAGGUCGUCGAGGGGAAAGGCGGCGACGACGAGAACAGGGAGCGUGGGAUGGACGACGACGACGAGGACAGCACCGACAUAGGCAAUGACGAGGACAGCCCCCCUGUCCCUGUCCCUAUCCCUGACACGGUCCAGGUGGAUAGUUCACCAAUGUAUAGAGUCGAGAAGAAGCUUGGGAAAGGUAGUUUUGGACAAGUAUAUGUUGGCCGCCGCAUGUCAGCUACUGGUCCAGGUGCUGUUGAGGUGGCACUGAAGUUUGAGCAUAAGACCAGUAAAGGAUGUCACUAUGGCCCUCCUUAUGAGUGGGAAGUUUACAACGCCGUCGGUGGCAUUCAUGGGAUUCCCCGAGUCCACUACAAAGGACGCCAAGGGGAUUACUUUGUUAUGGUUAUGGAUAUGCUCGGACCCAGUCUUUUGGAUGUCUGGAAUAAUACCUCUCACACAAUGUCGUCUGAGAUGGUUGCUUGUAUUGCUAUUGAAUCAAUCUCCAUACUUGAGAAAAUGCAUUCAAAAGGGUAUGUUCAUGGUGAUGUCAAACCAGAAAACUUCUUGCUAGGGACUCCUGGGACACCUGAAGAAAAGAAACUCUUCCUUGUUGAUCUUGGCUUAGCUACGAAGUGGAAGGAAAGUGCAACAGGGCAACAUGUUAAAUAUGAUCAGCGACCAGAUGUUUUCAGGGGAACAGUUCGCUAUGCUAGUGUUCAUGCACAUCUUGGGAGAACAGGUAGCAGGAGGGAUGAUUUAGAAUCUCUAGCAUACACGUUAGUCUUUCUUCUACGGGGACGUCUACCUUGGCAAGGUUAUCUGGAUAAAAAGAAUGGCUUCCUUGUCUGCAAGCGGAAAAUGGCUACCUCUUCAAAAUCUCUCUGUUGCUUUUGCCCAAAGCCCUUCAAAGAGUUUGUAGACUAUGUGGUCAAUUUGAAGUUUGAUAAGGAACCCAACUAUGCAAAAUGUGUAUCGUUUUUUGAUAGUGUAGUAGGUCCAAAUCCAGAUGUCAGACCAAUUAACACUGAUGGUGCUCAGAAGCUUAUACAUCAAGUUGGCCAAAAGAGAGGCCGCUUAUUGAUAGAGGAAGAGGCAAAUGAACAACCAAAGAAGAAGAUCAGGAUGGGAAAGCCUGCAACACAGUGGAUAAGUGUCUAUAAUAGCAGACGACCUAUGAAACAAAGGUACCACUACAAUGUUGCAGAUUCAAGGCUUGUACAGCACAUUCAAAAAGGGUAUGACGAUGGACUGUUUAUCAGUUGCAUAACAUCUUGUUCCAAUCUCUGGGCUAUAAUCAUGGAUGCUGGAACUGGUUUCACUUCCCAAGUUUAUGAGCUUACACCACAUUUCCUUCACAAAGAAUGGAUAAUGGAGCAAUGGGAGAGUGGCUACUAUAUAACUGCGCUUGCUGGGGCAAACAAUGGCAGCUCGGUGGUAGUGAUGUCUAAAGGCAUAGCCUACACACGACAAUCCUACAAAGUUAGUGAUACUUUCCCCUACGACUGGAUAAAGAAGAAAUGGCAAGAUGGUUUCUAUGUAACUUCCAUGGCAACUGCUGGAAGUAGAUGGGUUGUUGUCAUGUCUUGUAAUGCUGGGUUUUCUCAUCAGGUUGUUGAACUGGAUUUCUUGUAUCCCAGUGAGAGAAUUCAUAAAAGGUGGGCCACUGGUUACCGGAUAACCGCAGCUACUGCAACUUGGGAUCAGGCAGCCUUUGUUUUAAGUGUACCAUGGAGGCGACCUAGAGAUCAAACCCAAGAGACACUGAGGACACUUGAUUUCCCUUGUCAACAUGUGAAGGAGAAAUGGUCUAUGAAUCUCUACCUAGCAUCAGUAUGCUACGGUCGUACUGUAUCCUAGGAAUCUUUUCACGUGGAAUCCUGUCAGCACCAUCUUUUGAUGUAGCUAGUUCACUGUAGCAGCUCCUAUGUGCGGGCGAGUUCUGAAUGUGGCUCAGUGUUACUGGUACCCUGUGAGUCUUGUGUUGUGAAGGCGUCUGCUAUCGUUCUUGAUUAUAGACUAGCAUGGACAGUAUAGUAAAUGUUUUGCAGUUCGUAUUAAUUAUUAAUUUAGUGGACAUUAGCAGUGUAAGUCUUUUCCAGAUGUGUACACUUGAUCAGUAUAACCGAACUCCAGCGUAGUUGUGUCAGGGCCUCAAAAGGCCCCUGCCUGACUGUUAAUCUAUUAUCAUGAGGUAUAGUCACUGUUCAUCUAAACAGCCGUUUAGACCGUUUAAACGUCAUGUAAACGCCACAUAGUGAUAUA